ACGUUCCUUUGGAGCUAGUGCUGGGCUCCCUGCUCCUGCCCCGGCUGCAGGCUGGAAGCAGCAUGCUGCUGCUGGCUCUCCUGGUGCUGGUGCUGCCGGGCCCCGCCGGGUGCCCCAGGACCGAGCCCCUGAGCGGGUCCAGCGACGAGCCCCUGUUCCGCGGCGCGGAUCGCUACGACUUCGCCGUCAUCGUCCCCGCUGGCACCACCGAGUGCUUCUGGCAGUUUGCACACCAGAGCGGCAGCUUCUUCUUCAGCUACGAGGUCCAGCGGGCGACGGGCUUCGCCAACAGCAGGAUCAUCCUGGCCACUGCGAGCGACCCCAACGGCUUCCAGAUCGGCGCUUCCCAGGACGUGCGAGGACAGAUCAACUUCCCCACCAGGGAGACAGGUUUCUACCAGCUGUGCCUGGACAACCAGCACAACCGCUUGGGCUUCAUGCAGGUGUACCUCAACUUUGGCGUCUACUACGAUGGCUUCAACGUGGAGAGGGAGCAGCCAGCAGAGAGGAGGCAGCUGAACGACACCGUGGAGGCCAUCGGGGUCAGCAUUCGCAAGCUGCAGCUCCACAUCUUCCACAUGUGGAGGUUCUACAACUUCGCCCGGAUGAGGAAAGGGGCCGACUCCUUCCUGCUCGAGUCCAACUACCACUACGUCAACUGCUGGUCGAUGGCGCAGAGCUGUGUCAUUGUCCUCUCGGGGGUCCUGCAGCUUUACUUCUUGAAGCGUCUCUUCAACGUGCAGGGCUCCAGCAAGCCGAGGUGCUGACU
Molecule: messenger RNA, 769 nt
Organism: Oxyura jamaicensis (ruddy duck)
Lineage: Eukaryota; Metazoa; Chordata; Aves; Anseriformes; Anatidae
Gene: TMED6
Product: transmembrane p24 trafficking protein 6
Exons: 5
Coding region: 63-767 (234 amino acids)
Biological process (GO): intracellular protein transport; Golgi organization; endoplasmic reticulum to Golgi vesicle-mediated transport
Cellular component (GO): Golgi apparatus; endoplasmic reticulum; endoplasmic reticulum-Golgi intermediate compartment
Source: RefSeq, a predicted model, not a curated record